AUGGAUAAACAGAACACUUGCGCAAAAGGUGUAUAUAGGCACAUGGUUUCAAAAGCACAGGCUACAUGUGAUGAUGUGCAAGUUGGACCGAUGAUUCUGCACGAUGGAUCAAGGGUAGGCCAUGGUAUAACUUCGGCAGAAACUGUGUCAACGUAUCGCAGCGAUCUGUGCGAUGAAAAACUUGCAGACGUUAAAGAUAGUCGAGCGAAAGUUGUAGAAGCGUCGGGUACUACCAACCGAAGGCUAAUAUGGCAUCACGAAAACGACAUUCCUUCACAUGCAACCGUAAACUCCAACGUGAAUCCAACAGGUUGUAGGUAUUCUGGAUCCGUGGUGACUCCGGAGCAGUCUCUCGGUUUACCGAUUGACGAUGUCGCAGCCACGGGAAGAGAGGUGGCUGGUAACAAAGGUGAUCGGACGGCUGUUGACCAAUCUAAAACCACAGAGGAAUAUGAUCUUAUUUCGAACACAAGGGAAGCUUUCGCCGCUGUAACUCUAAAAGGCAAGGAUGACCGAUCACUCGGAGCCAUGAACAUCAAUCGGUACAACGAUCUGGAUAGAGGCUUUUUCAAACAAACGCAUUACACGAAGAAUGGUGUAGUGUCAUCCCACCAACGUCAAACAUGUGAUGGAGUGUUCAAAAGAAAUAAAUGUGAAAGGGGAUCCCUGAUACGGGGGCAGAGCGAUGUUGAUGUCACGCCUACGAGGUUUUUUCAAUUGAAAGAUGUUGGCUCCCUGCGUAACAGACCAACGAGGGUUAGCGCUCGACGUCCGUCAGGGUUUUUCUGGCACAAACCAUUCGGCACAACGCAUAGAGAAAGGGUUGCUUUUUUCAGGGGGUUGCCCUAUGUAGAGACGCUAAAUCCGGGAGUACAAAAAUCAUGGCAUCUAGAGGCCAUAUCUGCUCUAACUAGGGAACAAUAUGCUUCUUUGAAAAUGACUAUGCUAAGGCUGACCAAAGGGGGUACAAACGUGGAUCCAAAGUUAUUGAUCAUGCUUUCUAGGGGUAGCUGGGAAGUGCUUCAGGAAGGUACAUUUGGUACAGUUUAUAUCGGGUUUCUUGAAGGGUUGGGAAACUGUGCAGUAAAAGUUCCCGUAUCCCUCAUGGUCCAACAAGAUCCUGUUGGUGUAAUGCGCCGGUAUAUUAACGAAUGGGAUAUUUUAUCUCGUUGUGACCACCCUAAUAUAGUCAAAUUGCGUGGUGGGUUAAUUUUUGGAGUAUUUGACAUCUGGCUUUGCACAGAACUGAUAAAGGGGGCCGACCUUCAUAGCAUCAAAUAUGGACAACAUUCCAAACGUCUCAUUACCACAAAAGCCGGUCUUAAAAUGUGUCGACAACUUGCGAAUGCCAUAUUGUAUCUUCAUACACCCACGGCUGAACGAGGCAAAAUUGUUCAUCGAGAUAUUAAACCGGAAAAUGUUAUAGUCAUGCCAAAUUGGACCAUCAAACUCUGCGAUUUUGGCGACGCGUGGGAAAAUACAAGUGGUUUUGUUGAUAAUAUUUCCGGUGCAACGUGGCUUUAUGCUCCACCUGAACUAUUGAAGCAUAAAUCCAUUAUGGUUGACAUUGUGGGACUGAGUGGAGGUGAAGAAACUGAUCUAGUUGAACUUUCCGAAAAAUGGGAUAUCUGGUCAAUGGGAUGUGUUUUUCAAGAAAUGUUCGGUUACGCUGGCCCUUUCCACUAUUUGGUUGAUGUUCAGGAUGAACCUGCACAAAUAUGCGAGAAAAUGGUGCUCAAUGCCAUCAAGGGACUUGUUCCCCGUAUACCUCAUACGUUGGCAGUGACCAAAAUGGGACAACUUAUUUCACAGUGUCUACAUAAUGAUGCACGAUUGAGACCUACAGCGGCACAGAUUUGUGCUGUUCUACAAGCCCCUGAUGCAACUUUACUCUCGUGA
Molecule: messenger RNA, 1899 nt
Organism: Babesia sp. Xinjiang
Lineage: Eukaryota; Apicomplexa; Aconoidasida; Piroplasmida; Babesiidae
Gene: shkA
Product: Dual specificity protein kinase shkA
Exons: 1
Coding region: 1-1899 (632 amino acids)
Biological process (GO): protein phosphorylation
Molecular function (GO): protein kinase activity; ATP binding
Source: RefSeq, a predicted model, not a curated record